AUGGCCACCGGAGGAGCUGGACCUGGACUUUCUCCUCCAUCCCGACCCGCCCUCCCCCUCCGUCUUCCUCGACCUCCCCCGCCCACGCCUCCGCCCAGCUACUUGGACGACGACGACAUGGUGCUCCCCUACAUCUCGCACUUGCUCAUGGAGGAGGAGGACGCCCACGCCGACAGCUUCUUCUACCAGUACCCCGACCACCCCGCGCUGCUCCACGCCCAGCAGCCCUUCGCCGACAUCCUAGCCGACGCUGCUGCUGCAUCCUGCACCAGCGCCACCACCUCCCCAUCGUCCUUGUCCUCCGUCGACACCACUGAUGGUCAGGGGCAGGGCACCUCUGACUCUGACCACUCGCCCACGCUCCGCCGCUCCCCAGCCACUGCCAACGGGAGUGAUGCAGCAGACAUGGCCACCUCCGCCUUCCUCAAGGGCAUGCAGGAGGCCACCAAGUUCUUGCCAUUGCCAUUGCCAUUGCCAUUGCCAACCAACAACACUACUCUGCUCCUCCACGACGCCAGGGGCCGCAAGAACAGGCAUGCUGCAACCCGGGACGACGACGACGACUUCGACCCGGAGCCGGAGUCGCGCAGGGCCACCAAGCUCAUGCUGCCGGCCGACACGACAGACGAAGCCGACGCCCGCCGGAUGUUCGACGAACUGAUGAUCCACGAGCGCGACGACAUCUGCAUGAAGGGCGUGCAGCAGCAGGGCGUGUCCGCCUCCUCGGACGACGACAAUCCCACGCGGCGGCGGCGGCGGAGGCGCAGCAGCGCUACAUCUACUGGCACUACUCGCAAUGGCAGCAGCGACGGCCCGCACUCGUCGCCCACAGGCGACGCCACGCAGAGGCUGGCGCACUGCUUCGCCGAGGGCCUGGAGGCGCGCCUGGCCGGCACGGGCAGCCGCCUCUACCGCUCGCUCAUGCUCGGCCGCACCUCCGUCGCCGACUUCCUCAUGGCAUACCGCCUCUACAUGGCUGCUUGCUGCUGCAAGAAGGUGGCGUUCGCCUUCUCCAACAGGACCAUCCACGACGCAGUUGCCGUCGCGGUCACCGGCGGCGCCAGGCGCCGCCUGCACAUCAUCGACUACGGCCUCGGCUACGGGUUCCAGUGGCCAGGCCUGCUGCGCGGCCUCGCCGCAAUGGAGGGCAGACCGCCGGAGCUAGUCAGGAUCACCGGCAUUAACCUGCCGCAGCCUGGCUUCAGCCCGGCGCACCAUAUCGAGAACACCGGGCGCCGCCUCAGCGACUGCGCACGCCAGCUCGGCGUGCCGUUCGAGUUCCGAGGGAUCGCGGCGAAGCGAGAGGACGUGUCUUCCGAGGACCUGGACAUCGAUCCAGCUGCCGAGGUGCUCGUCGUGAUCAGCCUCUGCCAUUUCAGGCUGCUGACGGACGAGAUCGAGAUCAGCGCCGCCGCCGCCGUCCCAGCCCCAGGGACCAGGGAGGCGCUGUUCCACUACUCGGCGCAGUUCGACCUGCUGGACGCCACCGUGCCUCGGGACAGCCCGGAGAGGCUGCUGGUGGAGACAGGCGCCGACCGGGUGGAGCGCCCCGAGAUGUACAGGCAGUGGCAGGCGAAGAACCAGCGGGCGGGGCUCAGGCAGCUGCCGCUGCAGGCUGACGUCGUCAAGGUGGUGCUGGACAAGGUGAAGGACAACUACCACAGGAAGCAGCUGGCGACCAAGGCGGCGCGGAAGUCGGCCCCGGCGACAGGCGGCGUGAAGAAGCCAUACCGCUUCCGCCUAGGCACCGUGGCGCUGCGCGAGAUCCGCAUGUACCAGAAGAGCACGGAGCUGCUCAUACGCAAGCUCCCGUUCCAGCGCCUGGUCCGCGAGAUCGCGCAGGACUUCAAGACCGACCUCCGCUUCGAGUCCUCCGCCGUCGCCGCGCUGCAGGAGGCCGCCGAGGCCUACCUCGUCGGGCUCUUCGAGGACACCAACCUCUGCGCCAUCCACGCCAAGCGCGUCACCAUCUUUGCGGAGUGUGGGGUACGAGGGUGCAAUUAA
Molecule: messenger RNA, 2004 nt
Organism: Miscanthus lutarioriparius
Lineage: Eukaryota; Viridiplantae; Streptophyta; Magnoliopsida; Poales; Poaceae
Source: the annotation of a GenBank genome assembly